Molecule: messenger RNA, 537 nt
Organism: Funneliformis geosporum
Lineage: Eukaryota; Fungi; Glomeromycota; Glomeromycetes; Glomerales; Glomeraceae
Source: the annotation of a GenBank genome assembly
AUGUUUGAAGAAGAAAUACGAUUUUUACGAAAAAUGAAUAUGCGCCAGUUGGCGCAACAAGUUUUAAAUUUCUUGAUGAUAAUUUCAUCUGCAUUAAUGGUAUGGAAAGCAUUAGCUCUUUAUACAAAUAGCGAAAGUCCUAUCGUAGUAGUUUUAAGUGGGAGUAUGGAGCCAGCAUUCUAUCGAGGAGAUUUAUUAUUCUUGGGAAUGCCAGAUGAACCUUUAAGAGUUGGUGAUAUAUGUGUAUUCAAAAUACCAGGAAGAGAUAUUCCAAUUGUACAUCGUGUCAUAAAAUUACAUGAUGAGAAAGAAACAGAUAAACAAUAUAUUCUAACAAAAGGAGAUAAUAAUCAAGUGGAUGAUCGAGGAUUAUAUAACAAAGGACAACUUUGGAUUCACAGAGAACAUAUUAUUGGAAAAGUUAGAGGGUUCUUGCCAUACAUUGGAAUCAUUACAAUUCUCAUGAAUGAUUAUCCUCAACUUAAAUAUGUAUUAAUUGGAUUCCUUUUAUUAUAUAUGUUGGUUAAUCGAGAAUAA